Liolophura sinensis is the source of this 1110-nucleotide messenger RNA. RefSeq lists its product as uncharacterized. The record is from RefSeq and is a predicted model, not a curated record. The coding region runs from base 374 to 1051 and encodes 225 amino acids. Lineage: Eukaryota; Metazoa; Mollusca; Polyplacophora; Chitonida; Chitonidae. The transcript is spliced from 7 exons.
AUAAACUUGCGUUAAGCCGGUGUUAGGCUAUAAAUGGUGACAUUACCCGGUAGAUUGUCAACUGUUGUGAAUAGUUCGGCUCGAGGUGACUUUAUUUAAAGCAGAUUUUCCUCGCAUGAGCUGUGUGGUGUAGGUGUGUGAGAAAAGCGGGAGCAAAAAUUGCUGUCUGAUGUCAGAUCACUUGGCGGCAACGGCGAUGUCACUUGUGACAAUAGAUUAACUGGGAUAACUAUUUUUGGAAUACAAGGCUAUAGUCAACUGUGCAAGAAUAUACCAGCGAUUUGUGAUUACACAGUGGGAGUCUACCGACGUCCACAUAUGUUGAGCCAAUUGACAUCAUUGCACCUAAUGUCGAAAGAGGUGGUUGCUAGGGAUGUCUGGGAGUGACAGUGGGCGUGAUUCACCGAUCACGUCAUACAUGGAUGAUGCAGUCGUAGGGCCGGGAAACUUUGAAGUACUUCCAGACAGUAAGGUGAAGAGGAAGAUUCAGCAUGUGGAUGAGGUGAUGAUGAUACUGCGGCAGUCGUAUGAUCCUCAACGACUUGCUGCUGCCAUGAAGAGGUUCAUUGAAGAUGCUGAGGAUGGUAUUAAAUUAGAGUACAUGGAAGAGAAUUUGGCCCACCUCUCCAUCCUGGAAGUCAUGAGACACCUGGCUUCCCACACUGACAUUCAACAGAUUGGCUUUCAGAUUUUGUGCAAAUUCUUGAGCAAAAGCACACUCUUAAGGGAGAACCUGCAGCAUUCAGAAGCUUACAAACAUGUGCUACGUGUUAUUUGUGAGCAUAUAUCAGACGUCAAAAUACAGACAUUAGGCAUGCAAAUUCUGGCCUUGCUAGUCACUUCAGAACACCUGAGGAUGCAGAUUUUGCUUGACGAGAAGUUGGCAGAGGUGAUGGACGUGAUCACUGUGGCUAUCACAGGAUUUAGAGAAAACAGCCUUAUUCAGACAUAUGCCAUCAUGGCACUCAACCACUUACUUACAGAUGAUUGUGCGCAGCAGGAGUCUUUCAUGUCGGUUGAAUUAAACUUUGUCAUGGAUUCGCUCACUUGAAUUGUCGAGAAAGCUCUGUUGUUGAACAUACAUUCCACUUGCUCCAUACUUGUCUAAAA